Messenger RNA from Alternaria hordeiaustralica, 810 nucleotides. RefSeq lists its product as uncharacterized. Bases 1 to 810 code for a protein of 269 amino acids. The record is from RefSeq and is a predicted model, not a curated record. Lineage: Eukaryota; Fungi; Ascomycota; Dothideomycetes; Pleosporales; Pleosporaceae. The transcript has 3 exons.
AUGAAGUCAACCAUCUUCUCUGUCGCUUUGAUCGCUACGGCGAGUGCGCUUCCAGGCCCGGCGUUUAGGACUGUCAACAGACUGCCUAGCAUCAAAUCCAACCCACUUCGCCGCGCCAGCCAGAUCAUCCCCGUCAUCGUCGGUGGACCCCAGGACACGUUCAUUCCCAACACCAUCACCGCAGCAGUCGGCGACAUUGUCCAAUUCCAGUUCUCCAACGGCAACCACACCGUCACGCAAUCAACCGCCGAUACAGCAUGCACUCCCAUGGAAGGCGGUAUCCACAGCGGUCACAUCCCCUUCGAGGACGGCCAGACAGAUGUCGGAACCUUCAACAUGCCCAUCACUAGUGCGGACCCCAUGUUCCUGUACUGUGCUACUGGACCGCAUUGCCAGGAGGGUCAGGUUAUGAUGGUCAACCCUGCCAGUACGCAACAGUUGGCCGACUAUGUCAAGUUGAGCCAGCAGAGCGAAUCGAGCACUGAUGGAACCGACGUCGUCGGCGGAACUGCGGGCAAACUUGCUCUGGAUGCUGCUGCUUUCGUACCUGCACCCCCAGAGGAUCCCGCUGCUGCUCCUCCCGCCCCUCCUGCUGAAGCCCCUGCAGAGGAGGCGCCAGCUGAGGCACCACCCGCUGAAGAAGCGCCCGCAACGACAUCUGCCGCCGAAGCCCCAGCAGAGACGACAGCCGCUGCCGAAGCACCCGCCGAGGCACCCGCUGAGGCACCCCCUGCUGAGAUGCCUAUGACUACCGCAGAAGCAGCUCCCGCCGAGACUCCCGCUGCUGCUGCUGCCAUGGCUCAUGCUUGA